CAUUUGGGGGAUAUCUGUACUGUUCUGAGGUGUUUCCAUUUGGGGGAUAUCUGUACUGUUCUGACAUUUGGGGGGUAUCUGUACUGUUCUGACAUUGGAUUGGCUGUCAGUACUUCAGGAUUGAUCAAUAUUCAGAUCUAUACCAUAGCUUUUGUGAACUCUAUAACUUUCCUA
This is a messenger RNA of Staurois parvus, 174 nucleotides long. NCBI's taxonomy places the organism in Eukaryota, Metazoa, Chordata, Amphibia, Anura, Ranidae. The record is from the annotation of a GenBank genome assembly.